AUGUGUAAUGUACCAGGCAGAUAUGUAGAAAGAUUUGAACAGACUUCUCUCCAACAAAGAUUUCUAGAUGUCCAUGAUGAAUUUGAACAAUUACAUAUUUUUUUAGAGGCAGCUAAUGCCAUAAUUAACCUGUCUGUGCAUGGAAGAGCAAGAAAUCAGUCCUAUGAUAGACUAGCUACUUUUGUUGACAAGUUUGGUAGCAGAAUAGCUGGUUCACAGAACUUAGAGAAUGCUAUUGAUUAUAUGUUAGAUGAACUACAGAGAGAUGGCUUGGAUAAUGUUCAUGGAGAAGAUGUUACUGUUCCACACUGGGUUAGGGGAGAGGAAUAUGCUACAAUGCUUGAGCCUAGAAAUCACAAACUGGCCAUGCUAGGCCUUGGAUCAAGCAUAGCCACACCAGAAGAUGGUAUAACAGCUGAAGUUUUAGUUGUAAGGUCCUUUGAUGAGUUACAUCAGAAAGCUGAUCAGGCCAAAGGAAAGAUAAUUGUUUAUAAUCAGAAAUGGGUCUCAUAUGGUAUAUCUGUGGCUUACAGAUCAAAUGGUGCUGUGGAGGCGGCUAAAGUUGGUGCUGUGGCAUCAUUAAUAAGGAGUGUUACUCCAUUAUCUAUUAAUAGUCCACAUACUGGGUGGCAGGAUUAUGUUGAUAGUGUGAAAAAGAUUCCUACUGCCUGUAUAACUGUAGAAGAUGCUGAAAUGAUGGACAGAAUGCAACAGAGAGGUCAUAAGAUAGUGGUAAAGUUAAAGAUGAGUGCCAAAACCUUACCUUCAGUAACAUCCAGGAACACUAUAGCAGAAAUCAAAGGCAGUACCUAUCCUGAUCAGAUUGUGUUGGUCAGUGGACAUUUAGAUAGUUGGGAUGUAGGACAAGGGGCUAUGGACGAUGGUGGUGGAGCAUUUAUAUCAUGGCAGGCACUAUCAUUGAUCAAACAGUUAGGAUUACGACCAAAAAGAACCAUUAGACUGGUGAUGUGGACAGCCGAGGAAGAAGGUGGUUUUGGUGGCAAUGAAUAUUACAGGAGACACAAGAAAGAUAUAGCUAAUUAUGAUAUGGUUUUAGAAUCAGAUAUGGGUACCUUUACAGCACUAGGAAUGAAUUUUCAAGGAAACCCAAAAACUAUGGAAAUAAUGGGUUCCAUUGUUAAUUUAUUAAAACCAAUCAAUGCCACAGCUUUGAAGAAAGGAGAAGGAGGUGAAGAUAUAACUCUGUGGAUGAAAGCAGGAGUUCCUGGUGGCAGUAUAUUGAAUGCCAAUGAAAAAUACUUUUAUUUUCAUCAUACAGAUGGUGAUACAAUGACAGUACAGGAUCCUAUGGACAUGAAUCUAUGUUCAGCAGUUUGGGCUGUUGUUGCUUAUACUGUGGCUGACCUUUGUGAAAUGCUACCAAGAUAAAUAUUUAUCUCUAAAAAAUAUCUUAAUAACUAUGCUGAUUUGAAAGAAAUGGUACCUAGAUAAAUACUUAUCUCUAAAAUCUAUCUAGUUAUAUUGUUGCUGACCUUAAAGAAACAUUAUCAAGAUAAAAUAUUUAUCUCUAAAACUACCUUAUUAAUUGUGCUGAUCUUGAAGGAAUACUACCUAGAUAAAUAUGUAUCUCUUAAAACUAUGUAUACUUAACAUUUGAUAGAGGCUGUAGUUGAAAGUUAAAAACAAUUUUAUGUAUCCAUAAAUUUUUAAAAGUGGGCGCCCACUGACUGCCUAAAUGGGGUCCCUCUCCUGACGUGCUUCUUAUAUCUUGUAAAUAUAAUUAAUUUGUUUAUUUAUAGUUUGCAUAAUUUGUCUCUACAAUAUUUUCAAUCAGAUCAAUGUUGUUUUUGUUCAACCUGGAUAUGGCAACAAAAUUUGAAAUAGGUCCACAUAGAAUGUUGGUUGAGAAAAAAAAAAGCUUUUUAACUCAUAAAGUUCUGUACAUUCCUUAUGUUUGUCAUACAAAAUUAUCAUUAGAAAAUAUUUAGUGUUAUUGUUAUUUGAGUCAUAUCAAGUUUUGUGUUAGGCAUAGAGUUUAUGAAAUGUUAGUUGUUUGAGUAACUUUCAGUGGCAUAUUUUGUGUCAAUUUUAUGUUCUGUAUGAAAAUCUGUUUUUGCAUUUUAUAUCAAUAGUAUUUAAGACAGUUGUACAAUAUGAUUGUUUUCAUAACUUGUCUUCGAUUUGAAAAAUAUAUUUUUUUGAACUGGUCUUUGUACAGCACCAGAAGCAAUGUUUAAAGAGAGUACAUGUAUAUUGGAAAUAAAAGAUAAAAGCCAUUAUAAUCAUGUAAGAGAAAAUUAUUACAUUUCUUAAAAAGUCAAUUUAUGAAUCUCAAACCUUUUUCAAAAAGAAGCAGGUUUACCUAUACUCCUUCAUGACAGGUUCUCUGUUAGCUAUAAAAGGAACCAGUUAAAAAACAGGGCCAUACUUGUUUUGUGUUGAGAAGACUGUUGGAUCUGCUGUGGAAGGAUAAAUCUCAAGCUUGACAUAAUAUUUACUUCAUUGCCACUUUGAUCUUAUGCAGGGAAGUAAAACUCGGAGGUGUUUUGUGUCUUAUGUAAUUUGUGUAUGUAAGAAAGAAAAAAAAAGGUGCCCCAAUCAUCUU
Mytilus trossulus (common blue mussel) is the source of this 2566-nucleotide messenger RNA. Its product is annotated as carboxypeptidase Q-like. Gene Ontology annotation, molecular function: metallodipeptidase activity. The coding region runs from base 1 to 1389 and encodes 462 amino acids. The transcript is spliced from 14 exons. Gene Ontology annotation, biological process: peptide catabolic process; proteolysis. NCBI's taxonomy places the organism in Eukaryota, Metazoa, Mollusca, Bivalvia, Mytilida, Mytilidae. The record is from RefSeq and is a predicted model, not a curated record.